AAUUUUUUAUUCAUACUAUUAACUAAAACUAUUCUCUUUUCCUCCUCUUUCCUCUCCACAUAGAAUUCAUUUUUCUGCAAGAGUAUCAACCAUGGGUGGUUGCAAGACUGAGGAGACCACUACUAUGGUGCUCGAGGUUGAUCUUCAAUGUUGCAGCUGCUACAAGAAGGUUAAAAAAAUUCUCUGUAAAUUCCCUCAAAUUAGAGACCAGCUAUAUGAUGAGAAGGCCAAUACAGUCACAAUUACUGUGGUAUGUUGCAAUCCUGAGAAAAUUCGUGACAAAUUGUGUAGUAAAGGAUGUAGAGUGAUUAAGUGCAUUAAAAUCAAAAGGCCUAAACCAGGAAAGGUUGAUCCACUACCAGGAAAGGUUGAUCCACCACCAGGAAAUGUUGAUCCAGGAAAGAUUGAUCCACCACCAGGAAAGGUUGAUCCAGAAAAGGUUGAUCCACCACUACAACCACCACCAUCAACACCACAGCUCAUUGCGGUUCGUAAAGAAUGUCGAAAAUUUCACACCUUAUCAUGUGCAAGAGAGUUGGCAGUGACAGUAAAGGAACUAAAUUUGUCGAGAAAAAAUGAGGAAUUCGCAUUUGCUUGA
Lycium ferocissimum is the source of this 598-nucleotide messenger RNA. RefSeq names its product heavy metal-associated isoprenylated plant protein 6-like. The record is from RefSeq and is a predicted model, not a curated record. Lineage: Eukaryota; Viridiplantae; Streptophyta; Magnoliopsida; Solanales; Solanaceae. The coding region runs from base 92 to 598 and encodes 168 amino acids. Gene Ontology annotation, molecular function: metal ion binding. The transcript is spliced from 4 exons.